UUUUUCUGUGUUCGCGACGGCCUCCAGCCUGUAAGGAGGCUCAAUUUUCUGCGGUCGCCCUGGCAGGGACUUGGACCUCCCUCUGGCCAGCCUCCGCCCACGGCACCGGCGCGGGAAGCACGUGCACGGCGAGCUCCGAGGCCCGCGCACGCCCGCCGGCUUCGCCACGCCAGCCUGAGGCAAGUCCUCGGGUAGGGGGUCGGCGACAGAAUUGACGUACCCCAGACUUCACUGCUCUCGUCGGAUCCACGAAGCAUGCGAAGACUGCUCCGCUGUUCUGCGGACCGUCUCGCGCAUCUCCGUCGACUCGGCGAACACUCGCAUCUCGGGGCAGGCCGCUUCUGCGGCCCCCCCCCCCCCCGCAGUCGAAGUGCGCGAGCAGCAUGCCCCGAGCGCCUGGGCCGCGGGGGGUCGCGCCCCAACAUCCUCCCGUUUGCGGCUCGCAGGGAGGAGGAGGAGGAGGAGGAGGAGGAGGGGGAGGAGGAGGAGGAGGAGGAGGAGGAGGAGCGCUCCGGUGGGGACGGCGCGCGGCCGGCGCGGCGCCACUCGUGCAGCCUCCAGGCGCCCAUGCUGCGCAUACGCAGGAAUCGGGCGCGGCAGGGGGGGGGGCGCGGUCUGUACACGGGCCUCCUGGGAAGCGCCUGGACGGCGCCAGCGCGGGCAAAGGCCAGCGCGGAGGUGAGGGGAAGGGGGGAGAGGAGGAAGAGGAGAGGAGAGAGGGAGGCCGCUGCCGCAUGGUACAGUUCCCGUGCUUCAGAGAAUUGUCUGCGGCAGCCUAAGAAGUCAAAUGGGAGAAACGAAUUGGCGCUCGUCCUGUGGGGGGUCGUGCCCCAAAAUCUUCCCGUUUACAGGCUCCUGCAGCGCAAUUAG
Messenger RNA from Prorocentrum cordatum, 870 nucleotides. The record is from the annotation of a GenBank genome assembly. NCBI's taxonomy places the organism in Eukaryota, Dinophyceae, Prorocentrales, Prorocentraceae.